This is a messenger RNA of Neoarthrinium moseri, 1407 nucleotides long. RefSeq lists its product as uncharacterized. The transcript is spliced from 3 exons. NCBI's taxonomy places the organism in Eukaryota, Fungi, Ascomycota, Sordariomycetes, Amphisphaeriales, Apiosporaceae. Bases 1 to 1407 code for a protein of 468 amino acids. The record is from RefSeq and is a predicted model, not a curated record.
AUGUCCCAAGGUACUUUCAUCAGCACAGGUUUGCUAGCCGUGGCUGUCUUCGCUGCGCAUGCCAAUGCGUUCUGGCGUUUGCCAUGCGCAUCCCCCGUCAUUGUAGAGCGAGCAGACCCAAUCAUGGACCCAGGAAUCGUCUCUACGCAUGCGCAUACGGUUAUGGGCUCCAAUGCCUUCAAUUUUACGAUGAACUAUGCAGGUACACAGGCAGCAACCUGUUCGACCUGCAAGGUUAAAGAGGAUAUGUCGAAUUACUGGGUUCCCAACUUAUACUUUCAUGCCGAAAAUGGCAGCUUCAUUCCGGUCAAGCAGUCUGGAGGGGCUCUUAUAUACUAUUUGCAGCGUCAAGAUGAAAAAGACCCCGAAUUUGACAAGGGGCUCGUAGCAUUUCCAAAAGACUUUCGAAUGAUCGCCGGCAACCCCAACAAUCGAAAUCACAGCAACUCUAUCGAGCAGUCCGCUGUAUCAUUCGUAUGCCUGGGAAUCACAGAGCCAGCCAGCCCCGAGCUUCCAAAACAUAAUUGCCCCAAUGGUCUCCGUACCCAGCUGGUCUUCCCAUCAUGCUGGAAUGGGAAUGAUCUCGACUCCCCAGACCAUAAGAGUCACAUGACUUAUCCGACCCGCACAGAUUCGGGAUCUUGUCCAUCAUCACACCCCAAGCGGUUCAUUACUAUCUUCUACGAGGUGACCUGGAGCGUCGAUGACUUCAAAGAUAUGUGGUAUGGCGAUAAGCAGCCCUUCGUUUUCUCCCACGGUGAUCCUGACGGCUAUGGCUACCACGGCGACUUCUUGAAUGGCUGGGAUGUAGACAUCCUGCAGAAAGCCAUCACUGAAUGCACCGACAAUAGCGGUGUGGUGGAGAAAUGCGGCGCUUUUCAGUUUCGCGAGGAGACAGAAAUGACAGGCUGCAAAGUUCUGCCCAGGGUCCAUGAGGCGUACGAUGGGAUACUGGCUGCUCUUCCGGGGUGCAACCCGAUUCAAGCUGGACCGGAUCCAGUAGUCAAGCAGGCAAACUGCGAUGCAGUGUCUGAGAUUGGCGACCCGAUACUCCCAUUCACCGAUAUCUCAAAGUCACUGAAGUGGAAGUACGUUGGCUGUGUUUCGGACCCGGCAGGCCAGAGCCGCACCCUCGAUGGGGCCCAGCAGGAUGAACCUGAUAUGACAGUAGAUGCUUGCAUCAAGUACUGCGACGGAGCCGGAUACAGCCAUGCAGGUGUCGAAUAUAGAACACAGUGCUUCUGCGGAAAUAGUGUGGCUCCGGACCGUAUGCCUUCCAAUGGAACGAUGGGUGUUUGUGAGUUCAAAUGUGGUGGUGACGCGAAGCAGAUCUGUGGCGGCUAUGGGCAGGCCUCUGUCUAUCAGAGAUGCAGCUCCGAUGACUGCAUAAAUGCCAAGAUGAUGUAG